AUGGCUCUCAGCGCCGCAUACCAGUCCUUUUUGAGCGCCCCCGCAAGCUCGCAGCUGGCUCCGGGCGCCUCCAUCAACUACGUUCCCACGACUACCUCUGUCGCCGAGCCCACUGCCAUCCUCAAACACCUGUCCGCUCAAGGCAAGCUCUUGAAGAAGAAAGGCGAGAAGGUCCUCAGCACCAUUGAGAGCGGCAAUAGCCUCUGCGUCGAUGUCGAGACUACCCUGGAGUUCGUCAACGGCGGUGGCGCCUAUCUGCCGGGCCUGGAUGACAACUUUCUCUCGGACCGCACCGUUACGUUUCCUACGAUCCAUAUUGUCCAAUUCGACGACCAGCAGAAGAUUGCCUCCAUCCGCAUGCACUGGGACCAGGCCUCGCUGCUCCGCCAGGUCGAGGUCAUUGGCUCCCGCGCGCGCAACUGGCCCAUCCGCGAUGCCAAGGACCAGAUCCGCCUGAUCAACGCUUGCGCCGCCGGCGCUCCCGCUGCUUCCGCCGCUUCCUCCCGCCGCAACACUUCCGCAGGCACCAGUGAGGAGGGGAGCAGGCCCCAGACCAGCAGAAGCAACACCAGUGCUACCACCGACCCUCACGCGAGCUUGUCUCUAUUCGCGCCCCGCGAAGAGGAAGACGAGCCGCAGACGCCUGAUGGGCCCAAGGUAGAGCGCGUGAGGGCGGCCAAGCCUCUGUCGCGCGGCCUGCAUGAGAUUAUCUCCCCCGAGCACCAGGCGCCUGAGCGCAGCGCGUCUCCUGCUAAGGCGGGCGCUUCCAAGCAUUAUCACCCAAUCAGGGUCUUCGACAAAGAGGAAGAGGCGGAGAAGGGCCCGGCUCAGCAUAGCAUCAAGACUAAUUCCAAGAAGUAUGAGCACUUUGAGUUUGGCACGGGCGAGGAUGCCCCCCAGAUCGAGCAAAGACCGACCUCUAGGUCCAAGAAGCACACGUCGCAGUGGGGAUUCGAGGACUUCGCUACUCCUGAGGUUACGCGCACCAAGAUCCUACCGCAGCACACCAAAUCAUUCAGUUGGAGCGACGACGAGGACGCCGAAGAAUCUCCGGUCAAGCGUCCUGUCGUUCACCAACCGCGCAAGGAUGCGAAGACCCACUUCGAAUUUGAUGACGAAGCUACUCCUGCAGCACAGAGGACCAAGAACGUUGGCGGCAAAGGCACCAAGCACAGCAAGGGUUCAGUUCUCUACAAGGAUCCUAUCUUCGACGAGGACGAAGAGCCCGGCAAGAAUGGCCCACUCAACGACGUUAGCAAGCACGUCAACAACGAGAAGCGCUCCAAGGUGUUCGGCAGUUCUUUCGAUAUCACUGAUGACAGCCCCAAGCCGUCCCAUGAUACCAAGGCAGGCGACGAAAACACAAACGGCGGCGCGCUGCCUGAGACGAAGAAGAAGGUUCUGAAGGGCCUAGACUCUAACUGGGAACUUGCCGAGCCGUCGCCCGCCAAGGAGCGUGGCAUCAACAUCGGCGGUGAUGGUAUGGGUGGCAAGAAGGGCAGCAGACGCGACUGGCUCUUCGGAGAUGAUGAUGACGCCGAGCCGGAAGCCGAGACGACCACCAUCACAGGCAGGAGGAUCACCUCUAAGAGGGACCCUAACAAGACUUCGGGGAAGUCCUUCUGGGACUUCUAG
Molecule: messenger RNA, 1635 nt
Organism: Lasiodiplodia theobromae
Lineage: Eukaryota; Fungi; Ascomycota; Dothideomycetes; Botryosphaeriales; Botryosphaeriaceae
Product: Ntf2-like protein
Exons: 3
Coding region: 1-1635 (544 amino acids)
Source: RefSeq, a predicted model, not a curated record